This is a messenger RNA of Nicotiana attenuata, 1278 nucleotides long. RefSeq names its product auxin-responsive protein IAA27-like. Gene Ontology annotation, cellular component: nucleus. Bases 204 to 1013 code for a protein of 269 amino acids. The record is from RefSeq and is a predicted model, not a curated record. NCBI's taxonomy places the organism in Eukaryota, Viridiplantae, Streptophyta, Magnoliopsida, Solanales, Solanaceae. The transcript has 5 exons. Gene Ontology annotation, biological process: regulation of DNA-templated transcription. Gene Ontology annotation, molecular function: protein binding.
GGAAUAGUUUUUCCACUGUUACACUUACAGUUCAUUUAUUCCAAAAGUAAAGCCUACAAAAGGACCUAAGAAAUUUUCUUUUCUGCACCAACAAAACCAAUACUAUCUCUUCUUUUACUCACUUAAAAAUUUCCUUCUUUUUCAUCUCUUCCAUAGUUUCUUGAAUUCUUGUUUUUGGGAUUUCAACUUCUAUUUCAGCUUCUAUGUCUAUACCAUUAGAACAUGAUUAUAUAGGUUUAUCAGAAGCUUCUUUAAUGGAGAGAAAUUCUGAUAAAAAUAGUGAUGUUCUUAACCUUAAGGAGACUGAGUUAAGACUUGGGUUACCGGGUACCGAGGAAACAAAUACGGGUCUUAACCCUUCAAACAAUUUAAUAUCAAGAACCAAAAGGGGUUUUUCUGAUGCCAUUGAUGCUUCUGGAAAAUGGGAUUUGUCCAUUAAUUGUAGAUCAGAAACUGAUUGGAGAAAAGAAGACUUGUUAUUUUCCGCUAAAGGAAGUAAUGGAAGCUCAAAACCAACUCCAGCAAAUGAAAAUAGUGCUCCUCAGACUUCAAAGGCACAAGUAGUAGGAUGGCCACCAAUUAGAUCAUUUCGCAAAAAUACACUGGCCACCAAAAAGAAUGAUGUUGAAGGAAAAUCAGGUUCAAGUUGCCUAUAUGUUAAAGUUAGAAUGGAUGGUGCUCCAUAUUUGAGAAAGGUUGAUAUCAAAACUUACAGCAACUAUGGGGAGCUCUCAUCAGCACUUGAAAAGAUGUUCAGCUGCUUUAGUAUUGGGCAGUGCGGCAGUGAUAGACUUCCAGGGCAGGAGGAACUUAGUGAAAGUCACUUGAUGGAUCUUCUCAAUGGUUCCGAGUAUGUGCUCACUUAUGAAGACAAAGAUGGUGACUGGAUGCUUGUUGGCGACGUUCCAUGGGAGAUGUUCAUAGACUCAUGCAAGAGAUUGCGGAUCAUGAAAAGCUCGGAGGCAAUUGGGCUAGCUCCAAGGGCCAAAAACAAGUGUAAGAACAAAAACUAGUGACUGAAAGAUUAACCAUCCAAUUGUUUCUACCUAUGGUUAUCCUUUUUUUGCUCUCUUUUGUAUCUGUAAUUAGAAUAGAUGUGUAGCAUUCCCUGAAAGGAAGCACUGGUUUAAGAAGAUAUAACCGGUGAUAUCCUAGAUUUUUCUUCUGUAUUCCCUACGGAAACUGUUAGUGCUUGUUACUUGCAAUACUGUCUCGUAUCUCACCCCUCAAAUGGACCUUCAACUUUCCGUUUGACAUAAGAAAUAAGUUUGUAGAUCA